GCGGAGCGUGCGGCGUGUAUGAUGCAAACGGCAUGACCGAGAGUAGUAUCGGCUCGAAAAGCGUUAUCUACGCAUUAACAGUGAGUGGUGCUGCAGGACAAUGAUACCCGAGCGCGCGUUAUAACUGUGAAGCGCGAGCUUCCUUCCAGUUUCGCUCUAACGAUUAAGACCCGAGAGGUAUUUGCACAAAUACGUAUUGUCUGUACGCGCCAAGUUAGGGUGAAUGUAUAUACGCUUAACCGUAGAAACCUGAUAAAAUGAGUCUCGCAAUGAUUCAGAGGCUCGUGAUAUCGGGCUGCCGAGGUGUUAGAAUUGACAUUGACCGCACGGUCGCGCCGUGUCUGAGCGCCCUGCUUGGACGGACGGCGGCGACGUGGACGACGUUCCCUCGCGCAGUGCCCAGGCGACCUCUUCACGACUCCGCGAUCCGCUCGGAGAGAGUCAACCCGCGGGAGAACGGAUGCGGCGUCGCGGACGAUAUAUCCGCGUUUCAGCUAAAGAAGCGACCGUCCAGGAGAAGCAGGUCCGUGAUAAGCGACAGGAUUUCACAGUCUGACGGAUGGACCGUGAAAGCCCUGACCACCGCCGAGGAGUACAACUUGGAAGCUUUGGCUUACGGCCUCUUGGACCAGCAGUUGUACGUUCCCAGCAAAAUAUCCACGUCGGCUAAUCGCCGAAUAAAUCCUGAGUUUGCUAAGUGAUAAGAUAAGUUUGGUAUCUGUAUUUGCACAUCUCACAAAGAGAUACCAA
Molecule: messenger RNA, 750 nt
Organism: Vollenhovia emeryi
Lineage: Eukaryota; Metazoa; Arthropoda; Insecta; Hymenoptera; Formicidae
Exons: 3
Coding region: 258-701 (147 amino acids)
Source: RefSeq, a predicted model, not a curated record